Molecule: messenger RNA, 3386 nt
Organism: Phodopus roborovskii (desert hamster)
Lineage: Eukaryota; Metazoa; Chordata; Mammalia; Rodentia; Cricetidae
Gene: Bmp6
Product: bone morphogenetic protein 6
Exons: 7
Coding region: 829-2328 (499 amino acids)
Biological process (GO): SMAD protein signal transduction
Cellular component (GO): extracellular region
Molecular function (GO): cytokine activity; growth factor activity
Source: RefSeq, a predicted model, not a curated record
GUACCUGAGCAAGACGCGCAGCAGAAAGCCCACGUUGGCGGCUGCCGGGAGUGUUGCGCUCAGAGGCGGGAGACUGCGAAUUCCCCAGCCGACGCCGCAGCCUCUGCUCCGCGCUCGGGUCCUCUUCUCUCCCAUCGCCUUGGAGAGCGAGAUCCUCCGGGUACCCGAGAGACCGAAGAGCGGAAAGCGAGAUCCUGGCCGCCUCCACUUGGGGAGCGUGUGGAGAUUCCGAGGGGGAGCGACGGUGCCCGAGGGCGGAGGGGCACUGAGUUUCGGACCAUAGGGAAGUUAAAGCUGCGCAGGCAGAGAAGACUGGCUUUUCAGGACGCGGGGUCGCCACAGCCCGGGACCCGCGACAGGGUAAACUUCACGAUCGUCCUACAAGUCAGGAGGGACGUGCGCAGGGAUGGUGCCUGAUAACACCCCCAGCUCCUGAGUUGUUGCCGCGGGUCCCCCUUGGCCAGCCUCCUGCAAGGGCACAGGACAGCGCACGUGUGCGGACUGCGAGUGACCGCGCCGUGACCCGUCCAGGGGUGCCGGCUGUAGAGCAGUCCUGCCUAGGACACACCUGGCUCAGCCCGUGCGCCUCCAGGGACCUGCGGGAGAGUGGAGAUCCUGGCCAUCGCCCCUUCGCUUCUCCUCCGCCUGGGCUUCUGGGGGCGCCGCGGAUGACCAUGAGAGAUAAGGACUGAGUGCCAGGAACGGGAAGAGAGCCCGCCGAGAGGUGGCGGGGGCUGCCCACACCAAGGGCCACAGCCGCCUCGCUCCAGCCUCGCUCCGCCGCUCGACGCCUCGCGUGGCUCGCCGGGGCAGCCGGGCUGGGCGGCGAUGCCCGGGCUGGGGCGAAGGGCGCAGUGGCUGUGCUGGUGGUGGGGGCUGCUGUGCAGCUGUGGACCCCCGCCACUACGGCCGCAUCUGCCGGUAGCCGCGGCCGCCGCCGGGGGGCAGCUGCUGGGAGCCGGCGGGAGCCCGGUGCGUGCCGAGCAGCCGCCGCCGCAGUCCUCUUCUUCGGGCUUCCUCUAUCGGCGGCUCAAGACCCACGAGAAGCGGGAGAUGCAAAAGGAGAUCCUGUCGGUGUUGGGGCUCCCGCACAGGCCGCGCCCCCUGCACGGCCUCCAGCAGUCUCAGUCCCCCGUGCUCCCGCAGCAGACUGCCCGCGAGGAGCCCCCUCCAGGGCGGCUGAAGUCCGCUCCGCUCUUCAUGCUGGAUCUCUACAACGCCCUGUCCUCCGAUGACGAAGAGGAUGGGCUGUCGGAGGGAGACAGGCAGGAACCUGGGCCCCACGGAGGGGCCAGCUCGCCUCAGCUCAGACAGCCGUCUCCAGGCGCUGCACACUCCCUGAACCGCAAGAGCUUCCUGGGCCCGGGGCCCGGCGCGUCCCCACUGACCAGCGCGCAGGACAGCGCUUUCCUCAACGACGCGGACAUGGUCAUGAGCUUUGUGAACCUGGUGGAGUACGACAAGGAGUUCUCCCCACGCCAGCGACACCACAAAGAGUUCAAGUUCAACUUAUCCCAGAUUCCUGAGGGUGAGGCGGUGACGGCUGCAGAGUUCCGCGUCUACAAGGACUGUGUUGUGGGGAGUUUUAAAAACCAAACUUUUCUUAUCAGCAUUUACCAAGUCUUACAGGAGCACCAGCACAGGGAUUCUGACCUAUUUUUGUUGGACACCCGUGUAGUGUGGGCCUCAGAAGAAGGCUGGCUGGAAUUUGACAUCACAGCAACCAGCAAUCUGUGGGUGGUGACACCACAGCACAACAUGGGACUCCAGCUGAGUGUGGUGACUCAGGAUGGACUCCACAUCAACCCCCGUGCGGCGGGCCUGGUGGGCAGAGACGGCCCUUACGACAAGCAGCCCUUCAUGGUGGCCUUCUUCAAGGUGAGCGAGGUCCACGUGCGAACCACCCGGUCAGCCUCCAGUCGGCGUCGGCAGCAGAGUCGCAACCGUUCCACCCAAUCACAGGAUGUGUCCCGGGGGUCCAGUGCUUCAGACUACAACAGCAGUGAACUAAAAACAGCAUGCAAAAAGCAUGAGCUGUAUGUGAGCUUCCAGGACCUGGGGUGGCAGGACUGGAUCAUUGCACCCAAAGGCUAUGCUGCCAACUACUGUGAUGGAGAGUGUUCCUUCCCACUCAAUGCGCACAUGAAUGCCACCAACCAUGCCAUUGUACAGACCUUGGUUCACCUUAUGAAUCCCGAAUAUGUUCCCAAACCAUGCUGUGCGCCAACUAAGCUGAAUGCCAUCUCGGUUCUUUACUUUGAUGACAACUCCAACGUCAUCUUGAAAAAAUACAGGAAUAUGGUUGUGAGAGCUUGUGGAUGCCAUUAAGUCGAAGCCAGUUGUGGGAGUGACUCUGCCUUGGACUCCUAACUAAAUCUGCCUUAAAACACAUUAAGAAGCACAGUGAAGGGGAUGAUGGCCCUCUGGGAGUAUCUCCUGCUGGUGCCUUAGCCCAAGGGGGAUUUUAUGAGGACCUUGCUGAUGACUUCCCAGCUCACAACCGAGCAUUUGCUGUCUGUGGGAAGUUGUAAUGCUUUCAGAACAGGCCUGGGAACCACAGACCCAUGCCUGUACUCACUUUCCCCAGUCCCACCCAGACUAGUUUUAUCAUUUAGGUCUAGCUUGUUUGUGGUGUAAGAGAAUAACCUUGAAGGAAUACUAAAUAAUCCCUGGCUGAAAGAGCAGCAGGUUCAGUAGCACCCAUCACUGGGAGACCUUGCAGAUAACAGAACGGGGAAGGAGAGAGCUCAAUCAGACUGCAUUCCUAGCAAAGCCAGCUCACCCAAGACCUGCACUCUGGCCAUCAAUGCGCUUGUUGGAGCUGCCUCAUUGCAGUUCCAUGUUUUUUGUUUACUCUUGGCAGUGUGAGCAUCUAAUUUCGGCCAUAUCAAAACUGUAGCAUUUCUAUGCCUCCCCCCUACCCCCACUCCUGAAUUCUUUACUAGAACCCAAAGUGGAUGGACCACACUUUGUGGUGGGGCCAUGAAGCAUCUUCUGACCCACAUAACAGCAGAAAGUGACCCUGCACCUCAAGUCAUGGAUAGACUAGCUUGACAAGCUCUUUACCAUCAGGAACACUGGCUCCAACACACCAGCUCUCUAACUCCGUUCUUUGCCUUUUCCCUACAGUAGCAUUCCAUGGCUCAGGGCUAGUCUACAGCAGAAACCCACAGAGGAAGGCCCCUUGGCCCCUAAGAAUGGGUUUGUCGAGGUGAGCAUGCUGUUUGUGAACCAAAACCACGAUUUCCUCUCGUAGAAAGUAAGCCUCAGAUUAAAAUCAUAGAGUAUUUUUUAGAUGUCUUUUUCACAAUCAUGUACUGGGAAGCCAAUUUCAUACUAAACUGAUUACUGAUUAUUAAAUAAUACGUUUACAAUCUGUAACUGUA